GUACCCACACGACCCUUUCCUCAUGAUCUUCUUUUGCAUUCAAAACGUUGAUGAUUAAUGACAUCCAUUGAAAAUCAAGGCUUAAAUUUAUCACUUUCCCUCUGAAAAUGGAACGAAGUUCAAUUCCACAAGGACUCACUCCCGAUGAAUACUCUGAGCUUCAACUCUUAAUCAAUGCAUACCACAUGUUCGACAAAAUACCAAACACAUGCACCUCCCUCAUCACCCAGCGCAUCGACGCUCCUAGCGACGUAGUUUGGCCGCUGGUGCGCCGUUUUGACAACCCACAGAGAUACAAACAUUUCAUCAAGAGCUGCAACAUGUUUGGCGAUGGUGGUGUUGGCAGCAUGCGCGAGGUGACUGUCAUCUCCGGCCUUCCUGCCUCCACCAGCACCGAGAGACUUGAGAUUCUGGAUGACGAGAAGCAUAUUUUGAGUUUCAGAGUAGUAGGUGGUGAGCAUCGAUUGAAUAACUAUCUUUCUGUUACUUCUGUUAAUGAAUUCAAGAAAGACGAAAAGGUUUACACCAUUGUUUUGGAAUCAUACAUCGUCGAUAUACCUGCGGGGAACACAGUCGAGGAUACAAAAAUGUUCACAGAUACUGUUGUCAAAUUAAAUCUCCAGAAGUUGGGUCUUGUCGCGAUUUCAUCUCUGCAUGGAAAUGAAUGAUUAUGUUUGGUAUAGCCGGUGACGAUGGGGGCAGUGCAUGUGUGAUUAUUAUGAAACACGGCAAAUAAAAAAUAAAAUAUAUGAACAUUUUUAUGGGGGAUUGCAUCUUCAGUUACUUGUGUUUUUUUCUUUUUUUCGUUGAGGGCAUGUAAUUUCAAAUAAAUGUGGGGCUAGCAUUUUGUACUUGUUUAGUUACUUGUAUCGAGUUGAUGAAUGUAUGGACAAAAUUGCAAGAAUUGUUACUUGUUA
Messenger RNA from Lactuca sativa (garden lettuce), 917 nucleotides. Its product is annotated as abscisic acid receptor PYL2. Gene Ontology annotation, biological process: abscisic acid-activated signaling pathway. Lineage: Eukaryota; Viridiplantae; Streptophyta; Magnoliopsida; Asterales; Asteraceae. Gene Ontology annotation, molecular function: protein phosphatase inhibitor activity; abscisic acid binding; signaling receptor activity. Gene Ontology annotation, cellular component: nucleus; cytoplasm. The record is from RefSeq and is a predicted model, not a curated record.